GGUCGGGAUUUGAUCAUGCGUUUGUAUAAAUAACAUAAUUAUGACAAGGCUUCCUUUAAGUUUGUUUAGUUGGUUUUGAUUUUAAUAACAUGUUUGGGUGUUUUCAUCCUAAGCACGUUCAAAGCGCUGCACAGAACAAGGAUGGCUGUAUUCAAAGAGGAUGACAGAGCACUGACAGCUGCAAGAUUACAGAUCAACGAGGAGUACCAGAAAAACAAAAAUGAGACGUCAGAAGAAAACAUUAAGAAGAUGAUGAAAAUGGGCUCAGAUGUGGAAGCUGUUCUUCGAGAGGGCGUGUUACAAAUGGAACAUGUUGGAGAAAAUAAACUCUUGCUUCGACCCAGAGAGAGCCUUCUACUAGAAAAUGUUCCCUAUUCUGACGAACCCAGGAAAAAGUCAAGAUAGUCCAUCGGAUUAAAUCUUCAUAAAAAAAAGAGAUCGCGUACCAUCCGUCUGCAAAACAACAUUUCAAGUUGUUCAGAAUCUCCUGAACAAAGAACAUUUUAAAGAUUAUUGUCUUGUUUUGAUUCACUGGAGAUCUCUGCUGUUGUGCGCUAAGAAAUAUGUGCUAUAAACUGGAUGCCAUACUCUCAUGUCCAGUAUUUUGUUAAAUGUAAUUGUGUUCUGCCUACACUUCAGCAGCUUAUGACUUCAACUGAAUUGGAUGGAAAAUGUUACUUCACUGCUACUAAAAUUGAUUAAAGAAGAGUGUUCCCGAAAUUCAUGACAGUGGUCAACGCUCAGGGCAAAGACCACAACACAUACCCAUUUAAGGUCUCAGAAAAUGCAUGGCAGGGUCUUGCAGAAUCAAUUAUCAUGUUAACAUAUUGUUUUUUUUGUAUUCUCCACUGAGUGGGUAAUGUAUCAAUGAUAAAGUGACAAAUGAGCAAAUGUUGAGAUUUUAUUUAUUUAUACAAAUUUAGAUUUGCACUCCAUGGCCUAACAUCCAUCUGUGUUUAGAGUCAAGCUCAGACAGAGGAAGAUGAUGUACUUGUAAUGGUGGUAGCAGACUGGUGCUACAGUGUCUCACUAUCGCCUCUAGAGGAACAAGUGGUAUUACAAGACUAGACACAGUUAGACUGCUAAUUUCAGUAGAUAUCUCUGCAAUACAAUACAUAGACAUCUUUAAAAUAACAUCAACACUGUUCAAUCUCAAUGCAUGAUGAUAUGACAGGAGGGAAUCACUAGAAUCUCUUUUAAGACAGUGCUGAUCCCAACACUCAAGUGGCAUGCAGUUCAGAAGUCUGGGCAUUUGGCAUUUUUCUUUCAGUGAAACUAAUAGCAAUCAAAAAACUAAUAAUAAAUGUGGUAUUAGCCCUCUCA
Cottoperca gobio is the source of this 1323-nucleotide messenger RNA. RefSeq names its product LYR motif containing 7 (gene lyrm7). Gene Ontology annotation, biological process: mitochondrial respiratory chain complex III assembly. The coding region runs from base 142 to 405 and encodes 87 amino acids. Gene Ontology annotation, molecular function: protein folding chaperone. The transcript is spliced from 5 exons. Gene Ontology annotation, cellular component: mitochondrial matrix. The record is from RefSeq and is a predicted model, not a curated record. NCBI's taxonomy places the organism in Eukaryota, Metazoa, Chordata, Actinopteri, Perciformes, Bovichtidae.